AGUGAACAUACCUGUAGCACUCUGUAGUGCAGUGAAAGGAGUUGUUCAGUUGACAUACGCAGUUAAGGAAUUCUAUUGUAUUGUAUGACUAGGCGAAAUCAAAAUUUUCUACUUAUUAGGUUUAAUCCCACAUUAGAAUCAUCCAAACAAUAAAAUGGCUGCCCGUCCCAGAGGUUAUGGAAUGACAGCUGAGAUCUCAAGAAAGAUUGCUGGAAAGUAUGAUGAAGACUUAGAACAACAAGCUAGACAUUGGAUUGAAGAUGUAACUGGAGAAUCUUUGGGAGAGGGGGAUGCACCAUUAGGACUGGACAAAUUCCAAGCAGUAUUGAAAGAUGGUCGGCAUUUAUGCAACCUUAUCAACGCACUGAGACCAGGAAGUGUAAAGAAAAUCAACGCUGGAAGCAUGGCCUUCAAACUUAUGGAAAAUAUUAACCAGUUUCUCACUGGUUGUGAAAACUUUGGGGUACAAAAGCAAGAUUUGUUCCAAACUGUAGACUUAUAUGAAAAACAGAAUAUGGUUGCCGUGGUGAAUGCCAUCCAUGCCUUAGGAAGAGCUGCCCAGAAGAAUGGAUACAAUGGUCCAGUACUGGGACCCAGGGAGGCCGCAGCAAAUAAGCGAGAAUUCUCAGAAGAGCAGCUCCAAGCUGGCAAGGGUGUGAUUGGUCUACAAAUGGGAACAAAUAAAGGUGCUAGCCAAGCUGGACAGAACUUUGGAAAACAAAGAAUGAUCAUUGAUUAAGCAAGUGGUCAACACUGUACUGAUACAAUGUAUACUGUGGAAUACACAGGAUUUAGCCAUAUUACUAUGACAAGUCAGUAUAGCAACUUGCCAAACUGUGUCACCAAGUAAAUGUUUCAGACAUAUUUCCAGCAUUGUUGAAAAUAUAUUUUUAUUUAGGCAAUAGCCUAUGAGGAUUGGGGCAUUACAAAGAAAAUAUUUGAACUAAUUUGGAGGAAAAUAAAAAUAAAGGAAAUAAUUAACAUCAGAAUCACUAGGGCCUAAUCAACCUGGAUGUAAUAUUUGCAAAAAUUAUAACUCGAUCUUGGAUAACA
Messenger RNA from Owenia fusiformis, 1053 nucleotides. NCBI's taxonomy places the organism in Eukaryota, Metazoa, Annelida, Polychaeta, Sabellida, Oweniidae. The record is from the annotation of a GenBank genome assembly.